AUGGCGAACACACACGGUGCGACCGGGACGCACACCAGUAAUAACUAUUCCGAAAACCCCCAUCACCUCAACACCAACAUCGAGUCGGGCACGUUUGACGAGAAGACUGGUCGCCAUGACCCUAUACCUACCAUCAUCAAGAAGCCUGUCGAGGAUGAGGAAGAGGAUGAGGAUAUGGAUGCGCUGAUUGACGAGCUCGAGUCCCAGGAUGGCCACGCAGAGGAGGAGGAAGGUGAAGACGAAGCUUCUCCUGUCACUGGGCGUGUCGUGCCCGAAGACCAGCUCAAUACCGAUACUCGCAUUGGUCUCACUGAAUCUGAAGUUACUGCGCGUCGCAAGAAAUACGGUAUGAAUCAGAUGAAGGAAGAAAAGGAGAAUUUGAUCCUCAAGUUCCUUGGGUACUUUAUUGGUCCUAUUCAAUUUGUUAUGGAGGUAUGUCAACUUUCUAUUCCCACUGCCCAUCCCAUCACAUCCCCAGGCCAAGCUAGCAUCAUGAGCGUUUUCACUCCAUGCGGUGCUACCGUUACGCUAGAUAGCUACACUGGCUUUCCUUGUUUUGACCCGGAAGGUCCCGUCGCUGCCGCUGUGCUCGCUGCUGGUCUUCAAGAUUGGGUAGAUUUUGGUGUCAUCUGCGCCCUGCUUCUGCUGAACGCCGCUGUCGGUUUUAUCCAGGAAUUCCAAGCUGGCUCUAUCGUCGACGAAUUAAAGAAGACCCUCGCACUCAAGGCUGUCGUUCUUCGUGAUGGCCGUCUCUUCGAGGUCGAAGCUCCAAUGGUUGUUCCUGGUGACAUUCUGCAAAUCGAGGAGGGCACUAUCAUCCCGGCAGAUGGCCGCAUUGUCACGGACGAUGCUUUCCUCCAAGUUGACCAGUCUGCCAUCACCGGAGAGUCUCUCGCAGUGGACAAGCACAAGGGCGACCAAUGCUAUGCUUCUUCCGGUGUCAAGCGUGGUGAGGCCUUCAUGGUCAUCACUGCCACCGGUGACAACACCUUCGUCGGCCGUGCUGCUGCUCUUGUCAACCAAGCUUCCGGCGGAACUGGACAUUUUACUGAAGUCUUAAACGGUAUCGGUACGGUUCUCUUAAUCUUGGUUGUCUUCACCAACUUAAUCGUCUGGAUCUCGUCCUUCUAUCGUUCCAACAAAAUUGUCGAGAUUCUCAGGUAUACCCUAGCCAUUACCAUUAUUGGUGUUCCUGUCGGUCUCCCAGCUGUUGUUACCACAACUAUGGCUGUCGGUGCUGCCUAUCUCGCUAAAAAGAAGGCCAUUGUCCAGAAAUUGUCUGCCAUUGAGUCUUUGGCUGGUGUCGAAAUUCUCUGCUCUGACAAGACCGGUACCUUGACCAAGAAUAAGCUCUCUCUCGCCGAGCCUUUCACCGUCCCAGGUGUUGAGCCAGAUGACCUUAUGCUGACUGCCUGUCUCGCUGCUUCCCGCAAGAAGAAGGGUAUCGAUGCCAUUGACAAGGCUUUCUUAAAAGCCCUCCGAUACUACCCGCGUGCCAAGUCCGUGCUGUCCAAGUACAAGGUUAUCGAGUUCCACCCCUUUGAUCCCGUUUCCAAGAAGGUUCAGGCCGUUGUCGAGUCACCACAGGGUGAGCGAAUCAUUUGUGUCAAGGGUGCACCACUUUUCGUCCUGAAGACUGUCGAGGAAGAUCACCCCAUCCCAGAAGAGAUUGACCAAGCCUACAAGAACAAGGUCGCUGAGUUCGCUACUCGUGGUUUCCGUUCCCUCGGUGUUGCACGCAAGCGUGGUGAAGGCCAGUGGGAGAUCCUCGGCAUCAUGCCCUGCUCUGACCCUCCUCGUCACGACACUGCCCGUACUAUCAACGAAGCCAAGACUCUCGGUCUAUCAAUCAAGAUGUUGACUGGUGACGCUGUUGGUAUUGCUCGUGAAACAUCUCGCCAACUCGGUCUCGGUACCAAUGUCUACAACGCUGAGCGUCUCGGUCUCGGUGGUGGUGGUGAUAUGCCAGGUUCGGAGGUGUAUGACUUCGUCGAGGCUGCUGAUGGCUUUGCUGAGGUUUUUCCCCAACACAAGUACAAUGUCGUCGAGAUUCUCCAACAGCGUGGUUACCUUGUUGCCAUGACUGGUGACGGUGUCAAUGAUGCGCCUUCUUUGAAGAAGGCUGAUACUGGUAUUGCCGUCGAGGGUGCUUCCGAUGCUGCUCGUUCUGCCGCUGAUAUCGUCUUCUUGGCUCCUGGUCUUGGUGCUAUCAUUGAUGCUCUCAAGACUUCCAGACAGAUUUUUCACCGCAUGUACGCUUACGUUGUCUAUCGUAUCGCCUUGUCCAUCCAUUUGGAAAUCUUCCUUGGUCUCUGGAUCGCCAUUCUGAACAGAUCCCUCAAUAUUGAGCUGGUCGUCUUCAUCGCCAUUUUCGCUGACGUUGCAACUCUUGCCAUUGCUUACGAUAACGCUCCCUUCUCCAAGUCGCCAGUCAAGUGGAACUUGCCUAAACUCUGGGGUAUGUCGGUUCUCCUUGGUAUUGUCCUUGCUGUUGGUACUUGGAUUACUCUCACUACCAUGAUUGCUCGUGGUGAUCAUGGCGGUAUUGUUGAGAACUUCGGUGUCCUGGAUGAGGUCAUUUUCCUGGAAAUCUCCCUGACUGAGAACUGGCUGAUCUUCAUCACUCGUGCCAAUGGCCCCUUCUGGUCUUCGCUCCCUUCGUGGCAAUUGGCCGGUGCCAUCUUAUUGGUCGAUAUCCUUGCAACAUUCUUCACCCUCUUCGGCUGGUUCGUUGGUGGUCAAACCUCUAUUGUCGCUGUCGUCCGUAUCUGGAUCUUCUCAUUCGGUGUCUUUUGCAUCAUGGGAGGUGUCUACUAUCUUCUCCAAGAUAGCAUUGGCUUCGACAACCUGAUGCAUGGGAAGUCACCUAAGCAAAAACAAAAGCAAAGAUCUCUGGAAGAUUUCGUCGUUUCGCUUCAACGUGUCUCGACACAACACGAGAAGUCAGCAUGA
This is a messenger RNA of Lachnellula hyalina, 2952 nucleotides long. RefSeq names its product Plasma membrane ATPase. The coding region runs from base 1 to 2952 and encodes 983 amino acids. NCBI's taxonomy places the organism in Eukaryota, Fungi, Ascomycota, Leotiomycetes, Helotiales, Lachnaceae. Gene Ontology annotation, cellular component: plasma membrane. The record is from RefSeq and is a predicted model, not a curated record. Gene Ontology annotation, biological process: proton export across plasma membrane; regulation of intracellular pH. Gene Ontology annotation, molecular function: ATP hydrolysis activity; P-type proton-exporting transporter activity; ATP binding. The transcript has 4 exons.